AUGAGAACUCCGCUGCUGCCUGAGGCGCCGGUGGUGCUGUUGCUCUUGAUCCUCGGCUCAGGCCAUCAUGCUGUUGGAUUGGAUCUCAAUGACACUGACUCUGGGAAAGGGGAACCAUUGUCCAAGAACCACAGUACUAGUGGACCUGAGGUUGCUUCAAGAAAUGAGACUACCCCAGGAAUUGAGAUUUCCCCUGUGACUGAAACGCCUUCUAGUACUGAAGUGUCCUCAGGAACUGACUAUGACUAUUUAGAAUUUGAUGCUGAACUACAAAUAUCUGGCUACAUCGUGGAUGAUUCAGUCAGAGUUGAACAGGUAAUUAAGCCCAAGAAAAAUAAAACAGAAAGUGAAAAGACUUCAGAUAAACCCAAAAGAAAGAAAAAGGGAGGGAAAAGUGGAAAAAAUAGAAGAAACAAAAAGAAGAAAAAUCCAUGUGAUGCAGAAUUUCAAAAUUUCUGCAUUCAUGGAGAAUGCAAAUAUAUAGAGAAUCUGGAGGCAGUAACAUGCAAAUGUCAUCAUGAUUAUUUUGGUGAACGGUGUGGAGAAAAAUCCAUGAAGACUCACAGCAUGGGUGACAGAGAUUUCUCAAAAGUUGCGUUAGCAGCUAUAGCUGCCUUUGUCUCUGCUACAAGCUUCACAGCUGUUGCUGUUGUUAUUACAGUCCAGCUUCGAAAAAGAUACUUCAGAGAAGAAGAAGCAGAAGAACAAAAGAAACUUCAACAAGAAAAUGGACAUGCACAUUCUAUAGCAUAACUGAAGAUAAUACAGGGUAUCAGGUCAGAGUCACUGCGAAGUCACAACCGUAAAUGAUGAAUCGGUCCUCCU
Molecule: messenger RNA, 825 nt
Organism: Marmota flaviventris (yellow-bellied marmot)
Lineage: Eukaryota; Metazoa; Chordata; Mammalia; Rodentia; Sciuridae
Gene: Areg
Product: amphiregulin
Biological process (GO): epidermal growth factor receptor signaling pathway; positive regulation of cell population proliferation
Molecular function (GO): growth factor activity; epidermal growth factor receptor binding
Source: RefSeq, a predicted model, not a curated record